AUGACCGGCUUCCGCCACACAAAUGCUGUCGAUUGCAACACGGACUUUGACACGAAAAGCGUCAAAGGCAAGACUGCCAUUAUUACUGGUGGCGCAAACGGCCUUGGGGAGGCAUAUGCUCGAGCACUCGUUGCCGCAGGAUCAAUGGUGGUAAUCGCCGACCGUGACGCUCAGAAAGGAAAGAAACUCGAGGACGAGUUGAAAAGAGUGAAGUUCAUCGCAUGCGAUACCGCAAACUGGGACGACCAAGUCCAGCUAUUCCAAAGCGCAGCCUCUUUUUCCCCGACUGGCAAAAUAUCCUACGUCGUCGCAAAUGCCGGGAUUCACCGCAAGGACGAGGUCUUCGCUUAUGACGGAGACGGCAAAUUGCCUCAGAAGCCUGACCUCGCCACCAUUGAUGUGAAUCUCAUCGGGACGCUAUAUACCGCGAAGCUCGCGUCGCACUACUUCAUUAAGCAGAACGGACAAGAGCCGUCUACGACACAGGAAGAUACUUGUUUGAUUUUGAUUGGAUCUGGGGCAGCCUUUUUGGAUUGUCCCCGAGCUCCUCAGUACUGCGCUACAAAAUGGGCUAUGAGAGGUAUUAUGCAUUCUUUGCGAAGAACGGCAUUCUAUUAUGGGAGUCGUGUGAAUGUCAUAUCACCGUGGUAUGUCAAGACGAAUAUUCUCUCGGAGGAGGCUUUCACGCACGUCACAAGCGUAGGCGUUAAGUUCGCGGAAGCUUCUGAGGCAGGGGAAUGUCUGUUGCGAAUUCUCAGUGAUAGUACGAUCAACGGUCGCUCCUUCUUUGUGUCUGGUAAGAAAUGGUCAUCACGGGGAUAUCUGGAUCUGGAUAUUGAUCAUUAUGAGGAUGGUUCUUUGAUUGAGGAUAUUCAGAAAGAUCAGGUCAAGUCGGCUCCUGUUGAAAUGGGGCUGUUCGUUUAG
Messenger RNA from Aspergillus melleus, 924 nucleotides. RefSeq names its product putative short chain dehydrogenase/reductase. The record is from RefSeq and is a predicted model, not a curated record. The coding region runs from base 1 to 924 and encodes 307 amino acids. Gene Ontology annotation, molecular function: oxidoreductase activity. The transcript has 5 exons. NCBI's taxonomy places the organism in Eukaryota, Fungi, Ascomycota, Eurotiomycetes, Eurotiales, Aspergillaceae.